Messenger RNA from Schistosoma spindalis, 834 nucleotides. Lineage: Eukaryota; Metazoa; Platyhelminthes; Trematoda; Strigeidida; Schistosomatidae. The record is from the annotation of a GenBank genome assembly.
AUGGAUAAAAAGUUGGUUGAUAAUUAUGUCAAACAUGCUACUACACAUAAUCGAGUUUUGGAAGAAGAACAAUGUUGGAGAGAAAUAAAACGUCGUCAUAAAAGAUCAAAUGAAUCUCGUGAUCGAUCAUCUGAAUCAAAUUGUGCUCAAUCAGAACAAGCAUUAGAUGCUUAUGAGCGUACACUUCGUUCAGAAGCUAAACGUAGUAUAGAAUUACUUUCUGCUCGUACAUUACCAAGUGCUGCUGGUGGACAAAAUGCUAAAGAGUUUUGGCGAACACUUGCUCGUCGACAUUGUGAUACUGGUCGUUGGGGUCAUGAUGGUUGGGAUGAAUUACAAAAUGAAGGUUCUAUACCAUUUAAACAUUCUGAAAGUAUUGAUGAUGUAAAAAUAAAAUCAGUCACAUCAAAUAUAACACCUAAACUACCAUAUCAACAUACAGUUGAUAAAUUAAAAGAACAAGAAGCAUUAAAAAAAUCAAAAAAGAAAACUAAACAUAAAUUAUCUCAAUCAAAAUCAAAACAAAAACAUGCUAAAAAGCGUAAAAGUAAAUUGAAAAAAGUUAAAAAGCAUAAAAAAUCUGAUAAGAAAAAGAAAAAUAAGAAAAAAACCAAAGUGUCUAAACGACGAUUACCUACUCCGUCAUCGUCCUCCUCCUCCUCCUCUUCAUCAUCAUCAUCAUCUUCUCCUUCUUCAACAUCCUCUUCUUCAUCUUCAUCACCACCUCCUUCACCAGUUCCUUCACCAUCCAAUUCUUCAUCAUCUUCCUCCCCUUCAGCAAGUUCUAUUGGAACAGAUGAUGAAAUAGAAUGGCAAGAAUUAAAAGUAAAUUAA